Molecule: messenger RNA, 1043 nt
Organism: Hymenoscyphus albidus
Lineage: Eukaryota; Fungi; Ascomycota; Leotiomycetes; Helotiales; Helotiaceae
Source: the annotation of a GenBank genome assembly
AUGCUAUCAAUUGUUCUCGUGGCUGGACUAGCCUCCCUGGCUUCAGCUCAUGGCACUGUCAGUGGUAUUGUAGCAGAUGGAGUAUAGUAAGUCUUCACGAAGCCACAUAGUUUUACAUGUCCGCUGACUUUGAUCGGGCUAGCUUCACAGGCUACAACCCAUCCUUCCAAUAUCAGUCACCGGCACCUAUUACAGUUGGGUGGAAGAUCCCCAAGGAUCUCGAUAAUGGGUUUGUAGCACCAGCUGCCUACGGUACUGGCGAUAUCAUCUGCCACGUGGAUGCAGGUACGGGAAUCUAAUUAUAUGAAAUGUCAAUAAAGUUUAAUAACAGGUUGCAGGAAAUGCACAAACAGCUGCACCUAUCACUGCCGGCCGCAAAGUUAAUCUGCAAUGGACUGUAAGUACCCCAUGGGUCUUGUUCUCGACUUUGAGUAUCGCUCUAGCGGUGUUAAAUACUUCUUGCUCCGAAUGAUGAGACUCCCACAUAUUCUUAGCAAGGAGGAUGCUAACCUCCAUUCUUUCCACAGCCAUGGCCAGAUUCCCACAAAGGAGCCGUAAUCGACUACCUGGCAAACUGCAACGGCCCCUGCGAAACCGUCGACAAAUCCACUUUGAAAUGGUUCAAAAUCAGCGAGGCCGGCCUAAUCAACAAAAGCGUUACCAACGGCUUCUGGGCCACCGAUCAACUUAUCGCGAAUAAUAUGACAUGGACAGUCACAAUCCCCUCCUCCAUCGCAACAGGCAACUACGUUCUCCGACAUGAAAUCAUUAGUUUGCAUUCUGCUGGUAACGCAGGAGGUGCGCAGAAUUACCCACAAUGUCUGAAUCUGGCGGUCAGGAGUUUCGGUAGUGAUAAACCAGCUGGAAUUCCUGCGACGAGCUUCUAUACUGCCAAUGAUCCGGGGAUCAAAUUUGAUUUGUAUUCGACACUUACGACUUAUACUAUUCCUGGCCCGACGAAGUAUACUGGUGCUGUUACGGUUUCUCAGACUAUGCCGCCAAAACCGACUGCGAGCUCGACUGGGGUGUAUACCGUGUUUUAA